CGCAGCCGCUCUCACUUUCGCGGACGAGAGGCUGACUCUUCUUCCAGCCGACUGACAACUGCAAACUGCGGCCCGACUGCCUGCCCAAGUCGCAGCCAGCCGGCCAUCCGUCGGCACCGCGCAACGCAAAAAGGGAGCAGGCGAGAUGCGGCUCGAGAACAUGGCCUCCUCUCUCAGGCCCCUGCCCAUCUUCGCCUGCCUCUACCUGUUGCUCGUCGGACUUGCCUGGUACCUGCCGAACGUCUCCGCCGUCGCUUCAUGCAGCGAUUACAAAUGCGACUGCAAAGGAAUAAAAGGAGAUCUAGGCACACCCGGUAUUCCGGGUAUGCAAGGCCCUGGGGGAGAACACGGUGAACUUGGUCCCGAUGGUCCGCCAGGACCAAAAGGUGAAAAAGGUCAAGGAGGUGAAAUCGGUCUUACCGGCGAGAAAGGUGUUCGGGGAGAAGCAGGCAUCCGAGGUGCCAGAGGUCGAUAUGGAGAUUCGGGACGAGCUGGGCCUACGGGACCUAGAGGGCCUGAUGGCCUUGAUGGAUGUAAUGGUACCGAUGGGCGACAUGGCUUGGACGGUUAUCCAGGCGUUCAUGGUCUACGUGGACCUUUCGGUCCAGAUGGUCCUAAAGGUUUGCCUGGCGAUGCCGGUGAAGGUGGUGUCAACACUAAAGGCGUCAAGGGAAUCCGCGGCGAACCGGGUGUCGACGGCCUCUCUGGAGUUCCUGGUGAAACUGGACUUCCUGGCGAUAUUGGUUAUCCUGGACCUACUGGUGAUUUUGGUCCUCUUGGACAACGAGGCUUGCCAGGUCUUGAAGGUGAUCGAGGCGAUACAAUGUACGGUCCAAAGGGAGAAAUUGGCGAGCAAGGAGACCGCGGUGAGAAAGGUUUACCCGCAUCGUCAGGAAGCAUCAGGAAGAACACAACAGCACGAGCGGGUCCACCAGGGAUUAGAGGCUACCGUGGACAGAUUGGCGAUCGCGGCUUGAAAGGCGAAAUGGGAGACAAAGGAUUAGCCGGCCACGCUGGUAGAGAUGGAUUGAAAGGAAUGAAAGGUGAGCAAGGCGACGAUGGUCCGCGAGGAAAGCAAGGUAUUACAGGACCAGCUGGUCCACCUGGCACCAAAGGCCAAAAGGGUGCUCCUGGAUAUUUUGGAAAAGUAGGACCUAUGGGACCACAAGGAGAAAAGGGAGAUACCGGAAGAGCUGGUGCACCUGGAAGACAAGGAGCUGCUGGUGAAAAAGGUGCUUAUAUUCCAGAACUUGAUGAGAUAAUCCGAGGUAGCAUUGGCAUCCAGGGUGAUGUUGGUUUUAUGGGUGAGCAAGGACCCGCAGGGACACCGGGUCGUCCAGGAAACGUUGGUUACAUCGGACCUUCUGGACCACCUGGCCCUCCAGGUGCUCCGGGAGAACCCGGGCAAAGAGGAUCAUCAGUUAAAGGAGAACGAGGAGAUGAUGGGCCAAACGGUCCUCCUGGUAGAGUGGGACCUAUCGGUUUACCAGGUCCUAUGGGACCACCAGGUGAAAAAGGUUUCCCCGGGUUAACUGUCGUUGGUUCACCUGGAAGAGAUGGUAUUCCUGGCAGAGAUGCUUUUGAUGGUCUUCCUGGUGAUCGUGGUGAACCCGGAAACGAAGGUCCCAAAGGAUAUCCGGGUGUAGGUAAACCUGUGAAAGGUCCUCCUGGAGAACCAGGUAUACCUGGUAUACCCGGAAAGCCAGGUGUUUCGGGAAAACGGGGUCUCGAUGGGCUGCAUGGACUUAAAGGAACAAGAGGUGAUGAUUGCGGAGUUUGUGCUGAAGGAGCGCCGGGAGAGAAGGGUGAAAUGGGGUUACCAGGAUUUGAUGGUUUUCCUGGAGUACCUGGAUUUGCGGGUCUACCAGGUCCCCGUGGACCUAAAGGAAUAAGAGGGAAAGAUGGUCCUAAAGGAGCUCCAGGUCUCCGUGGAGAAGACGGACACCAUGGACUUGUAGGUCUACCAGGUGCUAAAGGUCAAGAAGGUCGUCUUCAAAUGCCUCCCUCAUCGUCACAUUUAGAAUCUCCUGCUGGUGAUAAAGGUGAUAAAGGUUACCCGGGAACUGUUGGGCCUAGAGGUCCAAAAGGCCAUUUUGGACCAUUUGGAGAUUAUGGAUACAAUGGUCCAAAAGGAGAAAAAGGUGAUCACGGUCUCCCUGGUAUUCCGGGACGUGACGGAGUACCUGGUUGGCCAGGAGUCGAUGGAUUGAAAGGUGAAGACGCAAAUACUCCGAAAGAAUUCUUAAAAGGAAUUCGAGGUUUUGAUGGAGCUAGAGGAGCAAAGGGAGAAAGAGGAAAUCCAGGAAUGCCGGGAUCACCAGGGGAUUCCUCACAGCAUAAUUUAUUGCCAUUCAAAGGAAGCAAAGGAGAAAAAGGGUAUCCAGGAGAUAAUGGUUAUGAUGGCAUUAAAGGAGAGAGGGGUGAUCAAGGAAUAGAUGGUUUGAUGGGCGUAUCGGGUGAACAAGGACUGAAAGGUUUUUCAAUUCAGGGUCCGGAGGGUUUGAAAGGUUAUUUUGGAAUGCCCGGCGAAGAAGGUCCUCGAGGAACACCCGGAGUUCCAGGUGGUCCAGGACUUGAUGGAAUACCAGGAUUAGCUGGUCCAAAAGGAGAUCGUGGUGAUAUGGGCAAUGUAUAUUAUUAUGGAGACAUCGGUGAAAUUGGUCCAAUAGGUGAAUUUGGUGACGAUGGUGAUGAAGGACCACCCGGUUUUCGUGGUGCACCAGGUGCUCCUGGACCAAAAGGUAAUAAAGGAGAGAUAGGACCAAUCGGUUGGUCUGGAUAUCCAGGAGUAUCAGGAGCAAAAGGUCCAAGAGGCGAUAGUUACCAAGGACCACGUGGUGAACCUGGUUACCCAGGACCACCAGGUCAACCAGGAUUAGUUGGCGAACCCGGGUUCGAAGGUGUUGAUGGAGCACCAGGUUAUGAAGGUAUGAAAGGCAUUCGUGGUGAUAUUGGCCCUUCUGGAAGACGUGGUCCAGAUGGAGAAGAUGGAGAACCUGGUUUUAUUGGAAUGGAUGGUCCAGUUGGUCUACCUGGUGCACCAGGUGAAGAUGGCGAAAUUGGCGAUGAAGGAGAUGUAGGUCCAGAUGGUUUAAUAGGAUUUCCGGGAGAACCUGGAUUAAGAGGACCGAAAGGAGAAAGAGGAUAUGUUGGAAUUCCUGGACCAACAGGACCUCCUGGACCACCUGGAUGGCAAGGUCAAAAAGGCGACAAAGGUUUUAUGGGACUAAAAGGUGAAAGAGGAGAAAGUUCAUUUAGUGGACCGCAAGGUGAUAUUGGUGAACCUGGACUGCCGGGAGAAGUGGGAACAAUUGGAAUGCCUGGAGUCGACGGUAAACCUGGUCCCAUAGGAAAUCCAGGAUUAGCUAUUCAUGGUUACGUAGGCAGGAAGGGAAUGCGUGGGGACUUUGGUUAUUCAGGACGAAAUGGCACUAUGGGUCAAAAGGGAGAAGUAGGUGAUUUAGGAUUUGAUGGAUUGAAAGGAGAACGAGGUGACGAUGGUCCGAAAGGUUGGAUAGGUAUUCCCGGUAAUUACGGACGCUCAGGCUUGAAAGGAAAGCGAGGACCAGCUGGCCCCGCAGGUCUAGACGGGCCUAAAGGAAAUCGUGGUUUCGAUGGUGAUCCUGGUUUAAUGGGACGUCCAGGCAUGCCUGGAGAGAUGGGUCCCCGAGGACAACCAGGUAUACCUGGCCAACAAGGACCAAAAGGUAUACAAGGAGAUCGUGGCUAUCCUGGAUUUGCAAAUGCAACUUUCGGUGAUGCUGGUACUCCUGGAUUAAUUGGUACCGACGGUAAAAAGGGAGAAAGAGGUCUAAUUGGAUACAUGGGCAUGCCUGGUCCACAAGGAGAAAGAGGAGAACGUGGAAUGCAUGGUCCUGAUGGCCCAGCUGGAUACCCAGGUUUGAAAGGCAUUAAUGGAGAUAUCGGUUACAUGGGACCUCCAGGGCCUCCUGGAGAAUUUGCUCCUCGCGGAGAAGACGGUGUUCCUGGAUUAGAUGGUAGACCCGGAAUAUCUGGACGUUCUGGAUUCAAAGGAAGCCCUGGAGAUUAUGGUUAUGAUGGAUCCAACGGACUUCCAGGAGAACCUGGAUAUUCCUAUCCAGGACCAAAGGGUGAACGUGGAGAUGAUGGUCUCCCAGGAUAUGUUGGUUUCCCUGGAGCACCUGGUCUCGAAGGUAGACCGGGACGACCAGGUCUAACGGGACCCAAAGGUUUCCAAGGAGAACCAGGUUUUCCUUCAUAUGCCAUGAAAGGAGAAAUGGGUGACUAUGGAUUGCCUGGUUUGGAUGGUCUAAUUGGUGAAAAAGGAGAAGAAGGUGAUAGUGGUCUAGAUGGUUUUAUGGGCCCUCCAGGACUAAAAGGUGAACGUGGUGAUUACGGAGAACCUGGAGCACCAGGUUUACCUGGUAGACCAGGAUAUAAGGGUGUAAAAGGUGAACGUGGUCACUUUAUUCCUGGACCUAGAGCUCAGAAAGGAUUUCCAGGAGAUGAUGGCUAUAUAGGUUUGCCGGGUAUUCAAGGAUUACCUGGUUUACAAGGAGAACAAGGUAUAGAUGGACGUCCAGGAAGAGAAGGAGAAAUAGGUAUGCACGGACCUCCUGGUCCAGAUGGAUUCCCUGGAGACAAUGGGCCAGAUGGACCACCAGGUCGACCUGGAGCCACUGGACGCGUUGGCUCACCUGGAUUUCCUGGAUUUCCUGGUUCUCCCGCACCUCCCGGUCCGGGACCAAAAAAUCGAGGAUUCCAAUUUGCUAGACACUCGCAAUCUGCAAUGAUACCACAGUGUCCAAAAAAUACUGUAAAAAUAUAUGAUGGCUUUUCAUUCUUACAUAUCAUGGGAAACAGUUAUGCACAUUCUCAAGACUUAGGUACUGCCGGAAGUUGCAUAAGAAAGUUCUCGGUUAUGCCGUUCAUGUUCUGUAACUUAAACAACGUUUGUGACUACGCGAAUCGCAACGAUUACAGUUACUGGCUGAGCUCGAACGAGCAGAUGCCUGUGUCAAUGACACCGAUUCCGGCACGUGAAGUUGGUGCUUUUAUCUCACGUUGCUCCGUUUGUGAGGCGCCAACACGUUUGGUAGUUUUGCACAGUCAAUCGAUGGCCAUACCUGAAUGUCCUGGAGGUUGGGAAGAGCUCUGGGCUGGAUAUAGUUUUCUUAUGCAUCGAGACUCGGGAGCAGCUGGUGGUGGUCAACCACUUUCAUCUCCAGGCUCCUGCUUAGAAGAAUUCCGCGUAAGACCAUUCAUCGAGUGUCGCAGCCAGGGCACCUGCAACUUCUUUUCUACUGCGAUUUCUUACUGGAUGGCCACUAUUAAGGACAACGAAAUGUUCCGUAAACCUCAGUCGCAGACACUCAAAAAUGAUCACACAUCUCGUGUGUCACGUUGUUCCGUCUGCAUCAGACGUCACAUCCAAGAUCAGGGUUCGCGACUGCCACCUAAUCACAGCAACAAUUACGAUGGACUAAGACAUCCGACUGCCAGCUAUCAGCCUGGAGAUAGUAUUAAUGAAAUUGAGAGUAGCGACUAUUAUCAACAUCAGCGGAAUCCUGGCCGAUAUCCCGGACAGCAACAUACGGCUCAAUCUCCAAAUGCCAGUCCAUAUGACAGAAACUCUUACAACAGAGACCAGUACAAUAGAGAUUCAUAUAGUAACCAAUAUGACAGAAGUCAGAGUAGAGACCAAUAUGGUAGAGAACCGUAUGAUAGAGGUCAAAUCACCAAAGUUCAAUAUGGUAGAGUUCAGACUAGCAGAGAUCAGUACGGUAGAGAACCAUACGGUAAACAGCAAAAUAGUACUGACCUAUACGGAAGGCAGGUGAACACCACCGACCAGUACGGCAGACCGAUUGGUAACGCGAACCAACAAGCUCGAGACCAGUACGGUAGAGACCAACAUCGCAGAUACCAGAAUAGCAGGACCUAUUACGACAAAGGAAAUCAAAGGAGGAGAGAAAGAGCUCCUAUUGAACAGGAUGAAAUCGACCAAUGAUUGAGUUUAUUCUAGUUGAACGACACGAAGUUUUAUCUUCAAUUAGUUAGAUUUACUUGCUUUUGUAUAGUAACAUUGUUUAUUUUAAAGUGAAUCUAACUGAAUUAUAGUUUGAAUGGAUAUUAUUAUUUGAGUCAAUGAGUUUAAAAACAGUCAUUCACUCGUGGUUCAUUGUGAACCUGUAACUAAAUUACCAUUUCCACCUUAUUUGAUGCUUAUAACCGAAGCUUUAUUUUACAAUAUAUAAUGUAUUAGUAACAUUAUUUGAGUCGAAAAUCAUCUUAAAUUGAAAUAUUAUAUACUGCCUAAAAGAAAGUUUAUUUCAUAAUUAGUUAAACAAAUCUUCACUAAUUUACGGCAGAUAUCUGAUACUUUAUUGAAGUUAAAGUUGUAAAUGAAAUUUUAAAGAUCGUACUUGUAAAUUACAUGAGAAAAUUUUAGAAUAUUUUAUUAAAAUCUCUUUGAUACUUAAUUGAAACUCAUAAUAUUUGAUACUAGUUUAAUUGUGUAACACAAAUCUGAAUUCUCACAGUCACAGAAAGUUAGCAGAUCCCUUAGAAUAUUGAUAUUUUUGCUCAGAAUUGAAAUUGCAAAAAAUAAUAAAAUUGUACUUCCUAUUUUUCCUUUCUUUCAUCAAAUAAAUGUUUUUUCCAUCGCACACGCGUGCGCAUACAGUCGUAUAAAGAAAAAUGUUUGUACACUUGAAAUCGGUAUAAUUACAUAAGUUCUUGUAAAGUAAAGAAUUUGAGAUAUAGUGUGAGAUACAGUUUGCAAUCAAUUGUUGCAAGAAAAAAAUAUUUUAUAUGUGAAUAAGUGACAUUUUAAGAUAAUCUACACUGCCGAUGCACUUAUUGAAUAACCAAAGUGCAUAGUGCCAUGCAACGAUUGUUUAUAGUAAGUGUUCAAUAAGAAAUCUAUCGUAAAAAUUAAGCAUCUUAUAUAUAUAUAAAUUUGUUUGAUCCAAUAAAAAUUUUUUUAUAAAUAUAAAAGUUGUAUUAUAAGUACUAUUGAAUAAAGUAUAAAUGAU
Phymastichus coffea is the source of this 7019-nucleotide messenger RNA. RefSeq names its product collagen alpha-1(IV) chain. The transcript is spliced from 25 exons. Gene Ontology annotation, molecular function: extracellular matrix structural constituent. Lineage: Eukaryota; Metazoa; Arthropoda; Insecta; Hymenoptera; Eulophidae. Bases 146 to 5992 code for a protein of 1948 amino acids. Gene Ontology annotation, cellular component: collagen trimer; basement membrane. The record is from RefSeq and is a predicted model, not a curated record.